Messenger RNA from Eleginops maclovinus (Patagonian blennie), 3297 nucleotides. RefSeq names its product cereblon (gene crbn). The transcript has 11 exons. The record is from RefSeq and is a predicted model, not a curated record. Gene Ontology annotation, biological process: protein ubiquitination. Gene Ontology annotation, cellular component: Cul4A-RING E3 ubiquitin ligase complex. Bases 66 to 1415 code for a protein of 449 amino acids. Lineage: Eukaryota; Metazoa; Chordata; Actinopteri; Perciformes; Eleginopidae.
GGGGCGCUCGAGCUUCUCCUUGGUGCUGCACAACGAAGAAGAGUCAGCAUUGUAAACACAAGGAUAUGGCUGACGAGAGGGCUGCCGGAGAAGACAACAUUAACGACAACAUGGGGAACCAGCUGCAGCUUUUACCAGAUAAUGAGGAAGAGGAGGAGGAAGAUGACAUGGAGACUGAAGAACGAGACAGUGAGGGGACAGAGAAGCACACCACCAUCACCUUCGAUCCCAGUCUUCCCACAUCACAUUCUUACCUGGGUUCAGACAUGGAGGAGUUCCACGGCCGUACAGUCCACGAUGAAGACAGCUGUCAGACCAUCCCCGUGCUGCCUCACACCGCUGUGAUGCUGGUGCCCGGCCAGACGUUGCCUCUGCAGCUUUUCAGGCCACAGGAGGUCAGCAUGAUGCGGAGCAUCAUCCAGAGAGACCGCACCUUUGCUGUGCUCUCACACAGCAGUGAUGCUGGUGAGCCGGACGCAGAGUUUGGGACAACAGCUGAAAUCUAUGCAUACCGAGAAGAGCAGGAGUAUGGCAUUGAAACUGUCAAAGUGAAAGCUGUGGGAAGGCAGCGGUUUAAGGUCCAUGAGAUAAGAACUCAAGCAGACGGGAUCAGACAAGCCAAAGUACAGAUCCUUCCAGAACGAAUCCUUCCAGAUCCCCUCUCUGCCGUGCAGCUUGCACCCCUCUCCAGGCUCAACAUGCACCCCUCCUGCAAUCCCCCGACUCAGAGCUGCCAGCAGGUCCAGCGCUGGUGGAAUAAGUACCAGCAGAGGAAGUUUCACUGUGCCAGCCUGACGCCAUGGCCACCCUGGGUCUACGCACUCUACGACUCUGAGUCGCUCAUGAACAGAGUGAAGAAACAGCUCCAUGAAUGGGACGAGAACCUGAAGGAUGACUCCCUCCCUACGAACGCCGUAGACUUCUCCUACAGAGUAGCGGCCUGUCUGCCCAUAGACGACGCUCUGCGGCUCCAACUGCUGAAGAUCGGCAGUGCCAUCCAGAGACUUCGCUGUGAGCUGGACAUCAUGGACCGGUGCACAUCGCUGUGCUGUAAGCAGUGCCAGGACACAGAAAUCACCACAAAGAAUGAGAUCUUCAGCUUGUCUCUGAACGGCCCCAUGGCUGCAUAUGUCAACCCUCAUGGUUACGUCCAUGAAACGUUGACCGUCUACAAAUCCAACAACCUCAACCUGGUGGGCCGGCCAUCCACGCUGCACAGCUGGUUUCCAGGCUACGCCUGGACCAUUGCUCAGUGUCGUACCUGCGGGUCUCACAUGGGUUGGAGGUUCACAGCCACCAAGAAGCACUUGUCUCCGCCUCGCUUCUGGGGUCUGACCCGGUCAGCGCUGCUCCCCCGUAUCCCUCAAGGCGAGGUGGAGGAGGGGAGAGAGGGCUCUCGCCUCUUCUGCCUGUGACAACGCACGAUCAUAUAUCGUCAAAAACAACAACAAAAAACCCUACAGACCCCCAAAGCCUGAAUCUCAGGCACUCUCUGGCUACAAUUACUGUCAGUAAUCAAUGCAUCACACAGCAUCUGUCACCCUUGGCAGUAAAUCCAUCAUAUUAGUGGAAAGGUCACUAAGCUUUUAAAUGGCACUCAAUUUAGACCACGAGAGAGCUAUUGUCCUUAAAAGCUAUUGAGAACUGGAGGCAGCAGUUAGCCAACUAAAUGCAUUUAGACAAAACUAGAAAAAAAAACAGGGCAACAACAGAUUGGUCCAUAGCACGUUUUAGAAACCUAGCAUGCAGCUGGCUCAUCUGCACCGGCUGAUUCCAUGGUAGCUGCAGACACAACACAACAUAAGCUCUGCUUAAUGCAUCAUUUCCCUUCCACUAAUUUCCUCUGUAUGAUGUAGAGGUUUUCUGCGUGCAGUUGAGAUAGAGAUAUCUGGCUGAUAUGUUUCUGACAUAAUUUGAGCUGCUGUGGGUCAGUAGAGGAGAUGAAAGGGGACUUGUUUCGAUAUGGAUCUGUUAGGGUAUAUUUUGAAUCUUGGAAUCAUAUAGAAUGUAUUUUUAUAUGCCAGAAGAUUGGAAAGUGGUUAUUAUCCCAUCAAAAACGGGUUGAUGCCAAUGUCCCUGAAAUAAUCAGCUUCUGUUUUGUAACAUUGUGAACAUUAGAGAAAACCUGGCGUCUAAGGGAGGACUGUUUUAAAAAAAAGGUUAAAGUGACUUAACACAGAAAGCAAGAGAAUUCAUUUUUAUUUAUUUUGUUCAUAUUGUAUGGCAUUUUAAGAUGUUGUGCGUACGCCCCAGAAUCGUUUGACAAGCUAAUUAUUCAAUGAGCUACAGAGGUGAAUGAAAGAGUGUAAAUGAUUAAGAGAUUUAUAUUUGUUAAAAGGUGUUUUGUUGUGUAGUGUCGCAGUUUUCAGGAUUUUACAUCUUGUGAUUCUUGUUGCAAGGUGCUGGCUCAUGUUUGUACAAAUGUAGCUGUAAAUGAGAGGCAGUUAUAGCAUUUGUUGUGUAAUAUAACUGUUGUUCUACAGUUGUAGAAUUGGAUCCUUUAUUCACACAUAUCUACAUGUCUUAGGGAAAAGAAGGAAAAACCAACUAGUAAAAACAAUCCACUAGAAGUGAAGAUGUUGGUCCAUAUAUUUAAAUGUUUUGGGAUGAUUUCUCAAACGAAUAGUAAUACAUUUUGUCAAUGGGUUUCAUAACUACUACUAAAAAGGCAGUAGUUUUCAAUUAAAAAACAAUAUAUCAUGUUAACCUUAUUGCCUAAGCAGUAAGUCAUAUGGGUGUACAGUCCUGAGUUUUGUCAACACUCUGUGAGGCUAAAGGAUAAUGACUUUGUGGUUUCUUGCAGGGAUUGUUUCAGAUUCAUCUUUUAAUUUAUCUCAAUGUUCUUGUUAUCUUUCCUUAAAAACAUAUUUCACAUUGCACCCAUAUAACACUGUGGGACUCUAUCAGCUCUAUCAGCAGCCACAAAGGGUCUUAUUUUUUUUUUUUAAUUAUUGAAAUGCAGAGAGGAACACCUGGAAAUGGACUUGAAUGGACCUCCUUUAAUUUAAAAAAGAAAAAAUGUAUUUCCUGUUUGACCCUUCAGCAGUUGCAUAUCAACAUUUUUCAUGAAGAAAGAUAUCAGGUAUAAUCUAAAAUGGUGUGUUAAUGCCUCUUUUUGAUUAUAUUCUCUGUAAUACUGCUUAUUCAAUGUUCACCAGGCUGUCAGACUUUUAUUCACCUCAAACAGUAAAAUAUAUGCUUCAAAGAAUAAUUGAAAUACCUGUUUCCAAAGAAAGCUCUUUUCCCCAUGACAAUCAGUGUAUAAAAGAGUAAAAUAAACAUGCAGUUCUCCUCCUG